UCCGCCACACAUUUAUCUCAACUGUCGACCCAGCCGGAGCGACGUGAGCAGCGCGGAACCUUCUGCAUGUGAAGACACCCUGAAUGGACUACCACGGCACCGAACCAACGUUAGGCCACCUUUUUAUUUCAUUGAGGAAAAGAAAAACAAUAUCUGUCUACGUUUGAUAGUGUGGAAAGCGCGUGGGGAUGCUUCGCGCGGGUGUUGUGAGAGAAACGCGCGCGCUUAAUGAUAAGUAUUUAGACAAGCAGCUAAUUAUCUAGUAAUUACAUAAGUGGUAUUUAAACCGCCAGUGUGGUUCGCGUGUCUGCUAGGAGGCUAAAAUUAGAACAACGCGCUGCCAACGGAGGACCCUGCAGUGUUUAUUCAGUAGGACUUUUUUUAUUUUUCAUCAAAGCACCUUGGAUUUCUGUCGUUAUCACAAAGCAAGUGUGGAGCCGAGGUCAAAACAAUUCAAGACAGGACACUACAAGCUGUGUGUGUCUGAGUGUGUGUCUAUCUGCGCUGGAGGGAGUGAGUCAAUCACAGCAGCAGAAAUCAUCCCUGCGGGCGAUCUGUCUCCACUCAUGACAAGGCUCCUAAGGCACUUAUCUUUCCUUCCUUGACUCAUUCCAUCCAAACAUCCCUCAUCCCUCCCUCUAUCUCCACCUCUCCUCAUUCUCUCUUCCUAUUCUCUAUCCCUUCCAAGGUUUGUCUCGUGCCCUGGCACUGCAAUUAACUUCUCAUCAUCAAAGGCUCUAAUGAAAAACAAUGCGAGAUAGAGAGUCAGACAGAGGAAGGGAAGCUGUGCGAGAGGGAGGAUAAGAGGGAUGACACCAGAGGAGAGUGAACAGAGACCUGACUCGGAGAGAGAGAUGACCCUAGUUUUGUCCAUGAAUCCUUUCCUGGACCCAGAGGGAGACCCUCCGCUCUCCACAUACCAGCCCAUAUGGGAAUCGGAGCGUUGCACUAAGACCUGCCUGUCGGACCCUGCUCCACCAUGCAGCUCUGAGGAGCAAUGUACACAAGAAACCCCCUGCAGGCGAGUUCCUGAUCAUGUUUCAGUAUCAAGGAUUGCAUACUUCAAGAGGAAGUUUGUUGAUGAUGAUGAUGAGUCUCCCUUCAGCUUCAGGACGUACUGCCAGACUGUUGCACCGGUGUUGGAGGAGCGUGCCCAUGUGCUGCGCCUCUCCCUGGAGAAGAUGCGCUUCAUUGACGACCCUGAGGCCUUCCUCCGACGCUCUGUCCUUGUUAACAACCUCCUUCGGCGCCUGCGAGCUGAGAUUCUGCUCCAGAGCACAGACUGGUGCUUCCCACCCAACCCAGCAUUUACCACGGGCCCCUGCGUCCCGGCACCAAGCACUAACCCAAGUCACCAGGCACUCCACGGAGCAGUACCAACCCGGAUCUGCAUAGCACCCCAAGCUGGACCGCCCUUCCGUAAGCGCCUCCGAAUGGUGCGUGGGGGGCAGGGGGAUCUACGCCCCGACUGUGCCCAGACAUGCUGCUGCAUCUAUGCAGCGGCAGCCGCUGCAGGACACUACCUCCACCUCCCGUUCUCCAUGUAUGAUGCAGCACUUUCAACGUCCACACCACACUUUUUUCAGCUAGCUAGCCAUAGUAAGUUAGGACUGACAGUGGCCAUAGAGGAGCAUGAUGAUGAGGAUGAAGAUGUUGAGGACGAGGAGGAGGAAAAUGAAGAGGAAGAAGAAAGGGAAGAGGAGGAAGAAGAAGAAGAAGAAGAAGAGGAAGAGGAUGACAGAAGAGAGGCUGGGCCUUCCCUCAAUGUUGUUAAGGACAACUCAAGCCAGAAAAGUAGGACUAGGACCUUGCUGGGUCACGCACACACAAGGACAGAGGAGGAGAGCUGCAUGACAGAUAGGGUAGAAGAGGAGGAUGAGGGAGAGCAGGAGGAGGACGAGGAGGAGGAAGAAGAGGGGCAGGUUGUGGACUCUACUGCCACAGGAAGGGAUCUCCACAAGGUCAGCCUGUGGCACCGCAGGGCUCACAGACAAUGAUUGUGCUCUCUGAGAAUGUAAAUGUAACGAUGACGACAGCUGUCAUCAGUUGAAGAUUAUUUCUCCUCAUAGCAGAUGAAGGUGUGAGCUAUCUACACUAUAGUAAUGCCAAGUCAGCUUUAUUGUAAUGCUCUAAUAUCGAUUGCACUCAGACAAACUCCAUUCAACUCUAUUGCUUAUGUUAUGGUCAAAUAAAAUGAUAAAAUACACAAAACAGAUCUUGGCCACUGUUGGCACUGGAACAUUUUCUUAAACAAUGAUAUAUAUAUAGGCUAAGGUCACAUGGUGGCAUCAUAAAUCCUAAAAGUGAAGUGAAGGGUCUCCAAGACCAUUUUCAAGCCCCAUUGCACAAAACUAAAGGUCUCAAGUGGGGCUUUAUAUUGGUGCACCGGUCUUGUUCCAGGACCCUAAACAAGCCUGCAAAAUGAAGUGUUGUGGAUUUGGGAGUGUGUGCUUCUGUGUGUGUAUGUGCGUGUGUUUGCAAGAUAUUAUGUAGCAUUUUAAAACUUGAUUUAAGCCGCUCUUUUUCUUAAACAUUGGUUGAUUUUGAUGCUGUCUCAGGCAAUGGCGGGCGACUGUGCUGCAGUGGCGGCACCAUGUGUAUUCUUCAAAUUAUUUUAAGACAACAAUCAUACACAUUGGAAAUGUUAAAUCACAAGUUCAAGUGCCUUAGUGUUUUUAUAGAUACGUGUAUAUUGUGUGUUAAUGUAAUUGUUCUUGUUACUAAGUAUCUUGCAUUCCAAGUGACUGCGUUGACUAAGACAGGACACAGGCAUGUAGUGAAAUGCAGGGAUUCUUUUAAAUGUCUAUGAAAGUUCAAAGAAACUAAAUUUCCACACCCAAAAUGUGUUCUUAUUGUUUUACUUCAAAAUGCAUGUUUUCUAGGAUUACCUGUCUUGACAAUGCACAAACCCUAACCCAACUUUCAAGGGCAGUUGCUAAAGCCUUGAAAAAAUAAUUGUGUUCAAAAGCUCCUUUAGUUGGAUUCUAUCAGAAAAGGCUUGUCAUGGUUUGGUUGGUCUGUCCGUUGAUGAGGUUUUACCAAAAAGAGAGUUGAAGUCUGUCUGCAGCAUUAUCAAACAGUCACCUUCAUCAUAGAAAUACAUGUGUAGCAAACACAACGGGACAAGUCAGACUUUAAGUUAAAGGAGUAAUUUGACAUUUUAGGAAAUAUACUUGCAAAUAUACAGAGAGUUCGAUGAGAAGAUCAGUCCCAAAGUUAACAAAAUCAUCUUACCAGCUCCCCUACAGCUCACUAAUUAACACGUUGUAUCACUGUGGUCACAUUCCUGGGGCCAGAUGUGUAAAUCUAUAUGUAGAUUCACGACUAAAAAAACAGAAAUACUCAUACGCAUUUCUUUCCGUCAGAUUUUUCAAGCCUCAUGUACGCCUGAUUUUGUUUUAGAAAUCUCAAUUGUUGUGGACCAAGUGCUCAAGCCUCAUGUCCACACUCACAGUGAACAUACCUUUGCAUAUGGAUACCUGUGCCGGCUCCACCACUCAUUAGACCUGUCGAUGACAUGUCUGCAAACCAUCAUUGCAGUAGAAUUCUCAAUUAUCAUUAUUAUUAAGCAUCAGAAGGAUGGAUACAACUAAAGACCAUUAACAGGGAGAUGAUGUCUAACAUUAAAUUGAAAUGAUGAUGAAAUGCUGUUUAUCUGUGAAAUCUGAAAACAACCUGUUUCUCAACUUAUAUUUCAUGUCCUCCUUAUCAUUUCACCCGCAGCUAUCUCAGCUGAAACGUACGGCUGGUCUGAAGCGUGCAUGAUGUGCACACAUUCUUCUGUUAUAAAUACCAGUGUAUGUGCACACAUGGUUUUUGUGCAUGAGCAUCGUUUUUUUCCUGGUUGUUGCUCAACCAGGGAGUUUCUGCACCGGGCCAAGCCCAAUGCAUAACCCUAUGCAACACCACAAAGUGUCGUUGUUACUCUUGUGUUGUAUGGAUUAAACCAACAAUGAGGUGAUAAGAGAGCUGUAGAGGUGCUGGGAGGCUGAUGAUGUUACCUUUAGAGAGUCAGGCUAGCUGUUUCUACCUGUUUCCAGUCUUUAUGCUAAGCUAAGCAACUGGUUGCUGUUUGUAGCUUCAUAUUUACUUUACAGACAUGACAGUGAUAUCGAUCUAAAGUAACUCGACAGGAAAGGGACUACAAUACAACACAUGUUCUCCCUGUGUCACAGUGUACAUAUACAUGUAUCUCAACAUACAUACAUAACAUGUAUACCGAACCCCUUCAGCGGCUAACAGACCAAACAUCUUCUAGACUAAAAUAAACCAAUCAAGGACAGAUACAAUACAAAAGCAUUUCUAAUCUACGUAUAUGAGCCUUUCUGUCAUGAUGGCAUGAUCAGUGGUUUCUUGUUUGUUGGUGUGUCUCGUUUGGCACCUCUGAAGAUUUGGGUCCUCACACUGAUGACAACCACAAACCAAAGGUGUUUACAAAUGUAAAGAUUAUAUCAGUCAGUAGUGUUUCUUUCUUUUUUGUGACGUACAAUUAGGUACAAGAAUUGGAUGAUCUCAGUCUCUUUGUGAGGUGGAAUUAUAACUGCUUGUUUUUCAGAUGUACAAAAUAACAGUUUGCAUCCCUCAGACUGUUUUGGCAUCACAGUGACACAUCUACAACUAGACAAGUCCAGUACCAGACUAUUUCAUUUCAUUUCUCUAAACCCUAAAUGAUAAAACCCAGUGAUUAUCGGUGGUAUUUUUUAAAGAUGAACAUUUUUGACAAAGCAGUAUUUGUUUCUGAGACAAGAACAUGUAACUGCGUUGUUUGUUAUUAAAAAAAACAAAAGAGCGAGUCUGCUCUGAUCAUUUUAUGUGAUGUUCCGUGACAAGUGUAAAGAUCAGU
Cottoperca gobio is the source of this 4843-nucleotide messenger RNA. RefSeq names its product SERTA domain containing 4 (gene sertad4). NCBI's taxonomy places the organism in Eukaryota, Metazoa, Chordata, Actinopteri, Perciformes, Bovichtidae. The coding region runs from base 810 to 1997 and encodes 395 amino acids. The transcript has 5 exons. Gene Ontology annotation, cellular component: nucleus. The record is from RefSeq and is a predicted model, not a curated record.